AUGGGAAAUUAUUUAUAGCACCUUUCAAGAUAAGGACUCCAUGGAUUCAGAAGGUUAGUUUUAUAUUAAGCUGUUAAGGGUGGAUAGUAAAAUAUAAUUAGACUGAAAAUUUGGUUUCCAAUUAUGCUGGCUAUACUUUAUUUGGAGGGUAUAAUCAAUUUGCAAAUAAGACAAUAGCAUAUAAGCACUUUUCUUUACCUCCUCAUUAUAAACUUAAAAUUACUUUAUAAUUUUGGAAGUAAUUAUGAUAAUAAUGGUAGAAUUGAUAGCUGGAAUAAUGAGUAUCUUUAUGUAAUUGUAGACAAUUAUUUAUGGUCAAAGAGUUAUCAUUAUUCCGAAGGCACCCAGAUAUGCGGAAAAAGAAGUGAUUUGCCAGAUACAACUACACAAAUUACAAUGAUUACAAAUCAUUACUCAAAAUAAUUACUAUUUUUAAUGACUUCCAAUCUGGAUGAUAACGAUGAAGUAUGAUGUUAUUAAAAGUAAAGGAAAGUUGGGGAUUCAGAGAUUUUACUCUAUCAAUAUUAAGAUGUCCUUAAGGUUGUCUAUAUUGUUAAGAUAAUGAUUAUAAUAAUUGUUAUUAUUGGAUUGAUUUUUAUCCUUGUGGUAUCAAUCAAUAGAACUUGAAGGAUGGAUGA
Molecule: messenger RNA, 638 nt
Organism: Paramecium octaurelia
Lineage: Eukaryota; Ciliophora; Oligohymenophorea; Peniculida; Parameciidae
Source: the annotation of a GenBank genome assembly